CGAUUGAUUUUCUUAACAGAUUCAAGUCGGACUGUAAACAGUGUAGCACACUAGCAUGACACCAAUGUAGCAUUUUCGUUUGUUUUUUGUAAUUCUUGUUUUGGUUACUACCUUUAGCAUAAUAGUAGCCAUGAAACUGUGUCAGGUCCUGCGUAAUGUCGGCAAAUUUCGAACUGUUUUCGACUUCGGUGGACGGGAAGUGGCUCAUUGGUUCCCCGGACACAUGGCUAAAGGACUCAAACAGAUGAAAGCCGGCCUGAAGAGUGUGGACUGCAUCAUAGAAAUACAUGAUGCCAGAAUCCCUUUCUCUGGCAGAAACCCUUUGUUUCAGGACACACUGGAUGUCAAACCACAUCUGCUUAUACUAAACAAGAUGGACCUCUCUGAUCUGUCUAACAAGCAGAGGAUCCUAAAGAAACUACAACAAGAUGGAGUGAGGAAUGUUCUCUUCACUGACUGUUUAAAGCAAAGAGAUGACAACAUCAAAAAGUUGGCACCGAUGAUGGUCAAAAUAAUUGAGAACAGCCCUCGUUUUAACAGAGAGGAGAACACAAGUUACUGCCUGAUGGUGAUUGGAGUACCCAACGUGGGAAAGUCAUCGCUUAUUAACUCACUGAGGCGAACACACUUAAAAAAAGGUCGUGCAUCUCGGGUUGGUGGAGAGCCGGGAAUAACUAGAGCGGUCCUGACUAAAAUCCAGGUGUCUGAGAGACCCUUAAUCUAUCUGCUGGACACACCAGGAGUGCUACCUCCAAAAAUUCAGAGCGUAGAAACAGGCAUGAAGUUGGCAUUGUGCGGAACUAUCCUGGAUCAUUUAGUGGGUGAAGACAUUAUUGCCGACUACCUGCUCUAUUCUCUGAACAGACUUGGGAAUUUCAGUUACGUGGAGAAAUACGACCUCCCAGAGCCAAGCGACGACAUCCAGUAUGUUCUGAAACGCAUCGCUGUGAAACUUCGAAAGACCCAGAAGGUCAAAGCCCUUACAGGAGUGGGAAACAUCACCGUUACCAUCCCGAACUACUCCGCAGCAGCUUACGAUUUCAUCAGAGCAUUCAGGAAAGGAGAGCUGGGACCAGUAAUGCUGGAUUGAUCUGACCUGUUUUAUUUUUUUUAUUUAGGCAUCAUCAGAUGAGUAUUCUGGUACUUGUGUCUGCCUUGAUAAAAUAUAAAAAUGAGAUCAUUGUAUCUUUUGUAAAUAAAAUAAGGAAGUUUUA
This is a messenger RNA of Nothobranchius furzeri (turquoise killifish), 1214 nucleotides long. The record is from RefSeq and is a predicted model, not a curated record. Lineage: Eukaryota; Metazoa; Chordata; Actinopteri; Cyprinodontiformes; Nothobranchiidae.